Messenger RNA from Folsomia candida, 1184 nucleotides. RefSeq lists its product as uncharacterized. Bases 145 to 1086 code for a protein of 313 amino acids. The transcript is spliced from 6 exons. NCBI's taxonomy places the organism in Eukaryota, Metazoa, Arthropoda, Collembola, Entomobryomorpha, Isotomidae. The record is from RefSeq and is a predicted model, not a curated record.
CUUGCAGAAGCUGGCCAACUUCAUUUGACAUUCCAAGCGAAUUACGUCCAGUUUUAUUCUAAAGAAAUUUACUUUAAGAUAUUUAUUAUUCCACAUACAAUGAAUUGAUUAUUGCUUAGUUUUAUUGAUACACACAAAGUGACAAUGAAUUUGCUUAUAUUAAUUUGUGUUGUGCUGCAGACCGUAAAUUCGUAUACGGAAUGUUAUCGUCAUGAUAGUUGUGUGCAAUGCAUUCAAAUUGUGGGUUGCGUUUACGGAGUAACAAGUUCAAGUGCUCGGAAAUGUUUUCAUCGUGACGAGAUUCCGGUUGGAAUUUUGGCAACCUUUCGAAAUCCGACUGCAUGUAAAAGAAUUUACAGGUUUGCAACCACCCAGACGAGUGCAUUUGAUUACCAUUCUAAAAGUGGAAGCAAUAUCAUUGUUAAAGAAGAGAUAAUGCACAAUGUUUUAACAGAGCGGGUUUCAACCUCCACCACAACUGAAAAUCAAUUGUAUACUUCAACAUUACCUACUUUCACGACUUUGCCAACGACCAAAAUAGUGACGACCAAUUUUUAUUUGCCGGAAACCUUACAUCCCACACAACCAAGUGUUGAUCACGAGCAAGACAAUUCAGAGACCACAACGGAGACAAUAAUAAACACUGCUGUCGCCGAAAAACUGGCAAUCGAGACUACAAUCCUACCAAUGGUGGAAUCAACUACGCAUUUCUCUGAGCUAAUUCAUCGGCCCACUGAUCCAUUCCUGUUGCUGAAUACGAGCAUCACAAUUGGGGAAACCAAUAAUACUGCGAAUUGGAAUAAUGGUUCCAACCAUAGUGGAAGUUUCAACUCUUCCGUCCCGACAACUACCAAUUUAACGAUUUCGACUUUUCCAGUUGUAGCAGCAAGAAAACGGAAAAUGUGGAGCACCUAUGACACAAUUGGAUUAUAUGCAUGCAGAAUUACUAAAUUACUUAAGAAGAAUAAUUUCUUUCAUGAUCGAGAUCUUUCUACUAUUAAUAAUAUCAUAUCGAGGAAAUUUGAUUAUGUAUUAUGUGAUUCGUUACUCAGCGGAAAGCCAAUAUUUUAUGCCAAAAACAUUUAAAUAUAUGCAACAAGUUAAUUAAGCAAAUGCAUUUGCAGAGUGUUGGAUUUAGAGGAAGUUCUAGCAAUAAAUAAUUAUGAUAAUUUUAUUACAAUAAA